AGUAGCCAGUUCGGACUGGGCCCGGCGGUGUGUGCGCAGUGCGAGCCGUAGAUGCCAUCAGGUUGCUGCAACUUUGAGCGAAGGUCACAACGCGAGGGGGGGGAAAGUCGGGUUUGCGCUAAGUGCUGUUUUACCGAUGCCGGGACGUUGUUAAGCGCCUAGUUGGGUGUUCAGCUCGCCUCUGGUCCUCUCCGCGGCUGACCAAUGCUUCUGCAUCAGUUCAUGAACGGAGCCCUGGAAGUCAUGCAUCCCACACCGCUUCAGAAAGACACCACUUUUACCAAAAUCUUUGUCGGCGGGCUGCCGUACCACACGAACGACGCCUCGCUGAGAAAAUACUUCGAGGCCUUCGGGGACAUUGACGAGGCUGUGGUGAUAACGGACAGACAGACCGGUAAAUCCAGAGGAUACGGUUUUGUGACAAUGACAGACCGAGGAGCAGCCGAGAGAGCCUGCAAGGAUCCCAACCCCAUCAUCGACGGCAGGAAGGCCAAUGUCAACCUGGCUUACCUGGGUGCCAAGCCCCGCAGCAUACAGACAGGCAUAUCCAUCGGAGUGCAGCCCAUUCACCCAGCACUCAUCCAGAGGCAGUAUGGGUUGGCCCAGCCGUAUGUCUACCCGCAAGCCUUUGUGCAGCCCAGCCUGGUGCUGCCCACUCAAGUGUCCACCUCCGUCAGUACCAGCCCAUACCUGGACUACAAUACAGUUUACACCCAGUACGCCCAGGCUGCCUUUGAGCAGCAGUACCCAUAUGCCGCCUCUCCAGCUGGCUUCCUGGGCUACAGCUAUGCCACCAGCCCCACAGCCACUGCCGGCCCGGCCGCCGCCGCCACAGCCCCGGCCACCGUCCACCCGACCCUCCCCUCCGCUGCCGGCCCAGCCCCGGCCUUCCUGCACUACGCCCCGCAGCAGCACAUCCAGCCGGACCGCAUGCAGUGAGCCGGAAAGGAAGCAGGGAAGAGAUGGAGUGGUACAGGUGGAGGAGGAGUUAGGGGGUUGUGGUCGCUGACCUUUGAACAGAGGAUGGUGAAACACUCUACAGGGUGACCCUGCUGUCAUCAGCAGGGGCUUUCAGGAAAAAGGGUGGGACUAUUGCACUAUACGAUCAGGAUGAGCCAUUUGCUCAUUGAUUAAAGGGUAAAAGGGGUGGGUAGGGAUUCAAGGACUGUCAGUGUGUGGUCGCUUCCAAGGGCUUCCAGAAGCUGACACUUCAUUUUUUAUUAUUAUUAUUAUUAUUAUUAUUGUUGUUAUUGUUAUUGUUAUUAUUAUUUUUAUUGUCCUUUAUUAAUGUCACUGUCAUUUUUUGUUUAUAUGCCAUUAUUAUCAAUGUUAUCAUAGUUUGUGGCUCAAUCAGUGGAAGUUAUGUGUGUCCAUGGUACAUAUUGAUGUUGUGAGAGCUGUCUGGGACAUGUAACACCUCUUUCCUCCUAACUCCAUAGAAUUCGGGCUGGAUAUGAAUGGCACUGCUGCUUUAGGACACUUAUAGACAGUCAGAAAUGGGGGUGCAGGGUGGGAAGCAUACAGCCAGCCUCUCGGCCUAUCUGUGGUCCCAUCCUCGUGCUAGCCACAGUGAAGCAGAGCACUGCCCCACGAACAAACCUCCAUCGUUCAGCACCACUCAGGAGGACGACGA
Xiphias gladius (swordfish) is the source of this 1633-nucleotide messenger RNA. RefSeq names its product RNA-binding protein 38-like. Gene Ontology annotation, molecular function: RNA binding. NCBI's taxonomy places the organism in Eukaryota, Metazoa, Chordata, Actinopteri, Istiophoriformes, Xiphiidae. Bases 205 to 939 code for a protein of 244 amino acids. The transcript is spliced from 4 exons. Gene Ontology annotation, cellular component: cytosol. The record is from RefSeq and is a predicted model, not a curated record.